CCCACAAACACUUCCUGAGCAAACUGCUGCUUUAUACAGUUGGGGGAAGCUUUAGUGCUGCCUUCUGGUAUAUGAGGCUGUUAAACCCGCCCCUAGACAGUACUCCUAUACACCUGGAUGAGGGUUACCUAUGGAACAGCCAAGGGUAGCAGCAGCAGCAGCAGCAACUGCUGGCUAUCAGCCAGCUGCUCCUGCUCGGCACUCCUGUGUGUACACCAGCUGCUAUUGUGAGGAAAAUGUUUGGAAACUUUGUGAAUACAUCAGAAGUUAUGAUCAAUACCCUUUAGAAGAAUUUUAUGCUGUUUUCAUAUCCAAUGAGAGAAGGAUGAUACCGCUCUGGAAGCAGCAGUCAGGAUGUGGAGAUGAACCUGUGGUUUGGGAUUACCAUGUUAUUUUACUUCAUGUUUCAAGUGGAGACCAGAACUUCAUUUACGAUCUCGACACAGUGUUGCCAUUUCCAUGUCCAUUUGACACGUACAUUGAGGAGGCCUUUAAAUCAGAUGAUAUUCUUCUUCCAGGAUUCAGAAGAAAAAUCAGGCUGAUUCGAGCAGAUUUGUAUCUGAAGACAUUUGCUUCUGACCGAUCCCACAUGAAAGAUGCCCAUGGACACUGGCAGAAGCCUCCUCCUUCCUACCCUUGCAUUGAAACUGCAGCCAGGUUCAAUUUCUUCUCCUCCAGCCUUAUUCCUUCAUUCACUUGAGAUAUUCAUAUCCAUAUGUGUUUGUACCUCAACAGCUACCUAAUGUUCUUAAGCUUGACUUCAGUGGAACUACUCACAUGUUUAAAGUUAGGGACAUGCCUAACUACCUUGAGGCCACAGUCACCAAUGAUUCAACCCCUAAGCUCAGCGUGAACCCUGUAAAUCACUAAAGUUCUACAAAUAAUUCGUUUGAGUUCACUGUAGCUCAAAGUUUGUACUUUGAAGAUAGAAGUGGGACAAGAAACUGAACUCCUUUGCUACUGGUCAAUCAGUAGGUGGCACUCUUCCCUCAGUCAGUAGUGAACUAAUAUUUCAGCACUGUGUUCCAAGGGAACUGUUCUUCUGGAGGGGUCUUUUUUCCCCCCAAAUGAGAGAGAAAACUGAGGGGUUUGACCUCCUGUGAUCAGUAAAGAGCUAAUGGGUGUUCACCCCAGUAUCCCAACCAAAUUCCAGUUGCAGUAACUACAUUCUCUCUGCCAAAAUUCUCCAUACAGUUUCAGUUAGCUAUGGUAUUUCACUUUCUUCAUUAAAUUGCUAACACAUUUCACUCUAGCAUUUACUGCAUUGCAGUGGUCGGCAAGUGGUUCCUGCUUAUUUGUUUUAUAUCCGUUUAUUUGUAAGGAACCAUACCUGUUUUUCUACUUUUGUAUUAGUGUAUUCUUUUUCAUAAUUUAGAGUAGUUGAUUUCCUUACAAAGUCACAGAGAAGACAUUUUUAUAUUAGUACUGUUUGCUGCAUGCUCUGUAUUUUCCCUUGGGAUGUUACUAAAGUGAGCACCUUAUAUGUUUUAAAAUAUAUUUAAAAGAUUGAUACAUUUCGAAAUGUAUCAGUAUUUCUAAAGCACUUAUCACCAUAAUAUUUAGGAAUUGUUUAUACUUAUUAAAGAUGAAGAUCAACAUAGUUUUGCUGCUCUGCUCCUACAAAACAUUUGUA
Caretta caretta (loggerhead turtle) is the source of this 1633-nucleotide messenger RNA. It is a transcript of the gene NTAQ1, whose product is annotated as N-terminal glutamine amidase 1. NCBI's taxonomy places the organism in Eukaryota, Metazoa, Chordata, Testudines, Cheloniidae. Gene Ontology annotation, molecular function: protein-N-terminal glutamine amidohydrolase activity; protein-N-terminal asparagine amidohydrolase activity. Gene Ontology annotation, cellular component: cytosol; nucleus. The record is from RefSeq and is a predicted model, not a curated record.